GUCGCGUUUACGAAUCAACGACUUAUGUACAAAAAAAUCCCAAAGCAUAGAGGAGAACAAGAGGGGGGGACACUUCACCUUACAUUUCGUGCCACGAUUAUCUAAUUAGUAAUUACAACCAUCGUCUUCCUCGGUUUGCCCUCCAAAGUUUACAGAGAGAGAAAUGGCAAGCCCUAUCGCCCCGCCCCGAGAUCCGGACCCGGAUAAUCCAGGCAUACACCACCUUCCCUCAGCUCUAAUCGCCACCAUCAUGAUAAAGCUCGACGUCGCCUCCAUCCUAUCCCUUGCCUCCACGUGUACGGCCUUCCGCUCCUGCGCUCUUCACAUCCUGUCUUUCCUCCCCAACUUCCAUCUUCCUGAUGUUGCGCCGUCGAUGAAUUUAUUGAGGCCUUUGCUGCCUCCGAACAACCCUUACUUGAGGAGUCUGAAGGUGGAUUGCACGCGCCUCGACGAUUCUUCCCUGGAUUUUCUCAUUCGCCCCUCUUUGCAAGAGCUGUGCCUUCGGAAUUGCGCAGAUUUUAGCGGCAAGCUUCUGUCUCAUCUUGGACAGAGUUGCAAAGAUCUCAGGUUUGUGUACUUGAGUUCAGUUGCAGAGAAAAGAGGGAGAUCAGUUGAUGUAUUACAUCUAGAGGAAUUGCUCACUGGUUGUACUCAGUUGGAAACACUGAUCCUGAUGUUCGAUGUCUCCGUAUUUCUGCGCCAUAAAUUCGCUCGCGUCUGGUCUCUAGCCUCACCAAGUCUCAUUUCUCUUGAAAUUGGGUAUAUUUCGUCGCUUAUGUUGACUGAACUUCUUAGCCCCGCUGUGGGCCCCCAUCAAUCAUCAAAUCACCCCCAACCAUCCAUAUUGCCUAAUUUACAGAAGUUAUGCCUUUCCGUUGACUACAUAACCGACACCAUGAUAAGCACAAUAUCAAAAUAUCUUACCUCCUUGACCCACCUAGAUCUUCGAGAUUCACCUAUAAUGGAACCAAGGAUGGCAUUUGACCUAACCAACAACGGCCUUCAACAAGUCAACGCACAUGGCAAACUGAAACACCUCUGUCUUGUAAGAAGCCAGGAGAUUGCUCCCACGUACUUCAAGCGAGUCAACGAUCUUGGAAUCCUUCUCAUGGCUGAUAAAUGUUCGAAUAUGGAAAGUAUUUGUCUCGGUGGCUUUUGCCAGGUCACAGAUACAGGUUACAAAACAAUUCUUCAUUCUUGCUCCAAGUUAUAUAAGCUCAAGGUUUUUCAUGGUACCCACCUAACCAACCUAGUCUUUCACGACAUUAAUGCGACAUCCCUUUCACUAACACAUGUUAGUCUACGGUGGUGUAAUCUCUUAACGAACUUGGCUGUUGCACACUUGGCAUCAAAUGGGAAUCUUUCCACUCUCGACUUGAGGGAUUGUAGAAACCUCGGAGACUAUUCUCUCCGAGCAAUCAACUCACUUCCUAAGUUAAAGUCUCUUCUUUUGGACGGUUGUGAUAUAACUGACUCGGGAUUGUCGCACUUAAGCAAAGGCUCGAUGAAAACCCUCGUUUCGUUGUCUGUCAAAGGAUGUAAGAAGCUUACAGACAGGUGCAUUUCGUCCCUUUUUGACGGCAAUUCUAAUCAAGAAUUAAGACAAUUAAACCUCUCGAAUCUUCCUAACCUCUCCGAUGGUGCUAUAUUUUUACUCGCAAAGAGUCGAAUUCCAUUAUCCGAGCUUCGUUUGAGGCAAUGCCCUCUAAUCGGAGAUACUUCUGUCAUGGCGUUAGCUUCAAUGCAGAUCGAUGAGAAUGUGUGGUGUGGUAGUAGCUUGAAGGUUUUGGAUAUUUACAAUUGUGGGGGAAUCACUCAAUUGGCUUUUCGAUGGUUAAAGAAGCCAUAUUUUCCGAGAAUGAGGUGGUUGGGGAUAACGGGAUCUUUGAACAGAGACGUGGUCGAUGGUUUGACUAGAAGUAGACCGUAUAUGCACGUUGCUACACGUGGGGAGGAACUAGGAAUGGACCAAUGGGAUAAUUCGGAGGAUAUUUAUUCGCAGGAUUACGAGGAAGUGGAUGAAUUUGAGGAGUGGCUCUUCGAAGGAGAGGAUAUGAGUGAUGAUGACAUGGUUGAUGUUCUUGAUGACGUGGCGGAUCUGUUCGAAUGAUUGUCGUAAGUUUGCUGAAGUCUUUUGUUGUUUAUGUGAUGUAAUAUCAAAUGAUGUUUCGUGUGUUUGUGCACAUUUGUUUUGUGUUAUGUUGUUAAUUUAAUCUUUUGAAUGUUAACUAUUUACUAGGAUACUAUGUUGCAUCAUGAAUGUACAUAUUAGUUGUUGUGGUAUGUAGUGUUAAUUUAUAUUUGGCCUUUCACUUUAGUAAAUUUGUAUCUCUGCAGCAGUACUGUGUUUUCAGCCUCUUCGUGAAAUAUACAUAAUUUGUUUAUGUUA
This is a messenger RNA of Erythranthe guttata (spotted monkey flower), 2389 nucleotides long. Its product is annotated as F-box/RNI-like superfamily protein. Gene Ontology annotation, biological process: SCF-dependent proteasomal ubiquitin-dependent protein catabolic process. Lineage: Eukaryota; Viridiplantae; Streptophyta; Magnoliopsida; Lamiales; Phrymaceae. Gene Ontology annotation, cellular component: SCF ubiquitin ligase complex. The record is from RefSeq and is a predicted model, not a curated record. Gene Ontology annotation, molecular function: protein binding.